UUGGCAGAACAGCGUAACCAGUCGUGACGUCAGGCGACUGUUAACUUUUCAGUGUGGUGAAAUCAAUAACAGUAAUUGAUCAAGAUUACAAAUGGACUCCUUUAAUUCAAGAGGUUUUAAGACACGUUCAGACUCUCGACUAGAUCGGCAGGUAAGAUUCACCAAUCCUUUGAUGAAUAUCCGGGUACCACUGACGCUUCACGGGAAAUAUACCAAAGUAAGAAUUCCCACAAAACUGGAGAUCCUAGAAGACUCGACAGAACCAGAAGAAGUCGCUCUCAUCACGCCGCUGAAAGAAAGCAACGUCAGGAACAUCUUCAUCCAAGGAGCCGUCCACAGAUGGAUUGGAUGCAAAGCUAACAAAACCCCGGAAAGUCCUUAUGUUCUGCCACAGCACGAAGGACCUGUCUUGGUGGGCAACCGGUCGGACAAUUCUGCAGAUCCGCUGCUGGCAUCAUCCGAUGAGACGGAAUUCAUCGACACAGUCGUCCUGCAGGAUGACAUUGGCAAGAUGAAACAUGAUGAUGGUGCAUUUUUACGACGAUUUGUUAAAGGUGUCACGAAAAGCCUACGUCGGAGGAUCCAAGAAUACUAAAGCUGGUUUAACCAAACAUAGGAGACUGUUGAUUAUUAAGUUAUUAUCAGAAUUAAUACUGUUGAGCGGAUUUAUGUUCAGCGAGUAUGUAUAUGAUAUGACAUAUAAUACAUAAAAAAUAUAAAAUGUAAGAAGUCGAAUCUAUGUUGAAUAUACAUUACAUGUAUAUAAAAGUUUUAAAAAUCUAAGAAGUUGAAACCAAUGUUUACAAAUUAUAAUGAAUAAAUAU
Molecule: messenger RNA, 824 nt
Organism: Gigantopelta aegis
Lineage: Eukaryota; Metazoa; Mollusca; Gastropoda; Neomphalida; Peltospiridae
Exons: 3
Coding region: 92-595 (167 amino acids)
Source: RefSeq, a predicted model, not a curated record